This is a messenger RNA of Prunus mume (Japanese apricot), 2193 nucleotides long. The record is from RefSeq and is a predicted model, not a curated record. Lineage: Eukaryota; Viridiplantae; Streptophyta; Magnoliopsida; Rosales; Rosaceae.
AUGGAAACAUCUUGGAUGCUUGCCGAUAGGAGAAGUAAAGAGUAUGAAGAGGGAGUUGAAGAAUUUCUAAGGAUGGCAUUAGCAAAUGCUAUUGAUCAUGGACGUAUUCUUUGUCCAUGCCAGAAAUGUGGGAAUACAAGAAACUUUACGAUUAGAGUAAUAAGAGAGCAUAUGUAUUUUAAUGGUUUGGACCAAACAUACAAGGAUUGGAUAUGGCAUGCCAAGCCUAUUGAAAUAAAUGCUAGUGAAAUUGUAAAUCAAGAACCACAACCGGAAUGUGAUUUUUUUGGUGAAACGGUUGACAUGUGCGAAGGUGCACAAGAACACUUCACUGAAAAUCCAGAGGAAUUUAAGAAGUUUGUGGAGGAAGCCGGGAAGCCUCUUUAUCCUGGGUGUCAUAAGCACACCAAGUUAUCAGGAUUGGUUAAGUUGUACAAUCUUAAAGCAAGGGAUGGCUGGCAUGGCCGACAAUUGUUUCACAGAUAUGAUGAUCGAAGUUGGAAGAAGUAUCAUGAUUUGACAAGCUGCCCUAAAUGUGGCCUUUCAAGAUGGAAGGUGACAAAGAAGAACGUAGUGAAGAAAGGGGUCCCGACAAAGGUUUUACAGUACUUUCCUCCUGUCCCCAAGUUUAAAUCUGGUUCUCCAUCGUGGAAGAUGAUUGAAUAUAAGUGGCUAGGUUUUGGGAGUAAGCCAAGAAACCUUAGGUUAGCUCUUUCUUCGUAUGAAAUCAAUCCAUAUAGUUCACUUAGUAGUAGAUAUAAUUGUUGGCCAGUGAUUUUGGUGACAUAUAACCUUCCUCCAGAGUUGUGCAUGAAGAGGAAGUUUAUGAUGUUAACAUUGUUAAUUUCUAGCCCUAAACAACCUGGCAAUGAUAUAAACAUCUACUUGGAACCAUUAGUUGAUGAUUUAGCCUUACUAUGGGAUGGGGUGGAGGGAGUCUAUGAUGCUUUUCGGCAAGAGUCAUUCACUUUGAGAGCUAUCCUCUUCUGGACAAUCAAUGAUUUUCCGGCAUAUGGUAACUUGUCUGGGUGCACUAUGAAAGGGUAUUAUGCAUGUCCAAUAUGUGGUGACAAGACAUAUACGAAAAGGUUGGAACAUGGAAAUAAAAUGGCAUUCACUGGGCAUCGAAGAUUCUUAUCACGUUAUCAUCCUUACAGAAAACUAACUGAAGAAUUUAAUGGUAAGGAAGAACUUGACCCAACACCAAUGCCUCUAACUAGGGAGCAAGUAUGGAAAGAAGUCGAGUCCAUAAACUAUGAGUGGGGGGAGAUAACUGGAAAGCGGAAAGAUGUAGGUUAUACUAAUUGUUACAAGAAAAUAUCAAUUUUCUUUAAUCUUCCUUGUUGGAAAUCCCACUAUGUUCGACAUUGCCUCAAUGUUAUGCACAUUGAGAAGAAUGUAUGUGAGAGUAUUUUCGGUACAUUGUUGAACAUUCCCGGGAAAACAAAAGAUGGUGUGGUAGCUCGUGAGGAUCUUGUUAAAUUGGAGGGUUGCACUGCUAAUCGCUUCCAUGUGGAAGAAUCUAUACAGUUUUGCUCAGAGUACAUGGCUGAUUUAAGUGCAAUUGGGGUACCUAUAUCGUGGUUAGAUCUAGCAAAUACUAGCACUACUUUAUCAAGCAUUGUUAUAGAACCAAUGCGGCAUGACAAAUGGAAGCAAGCACAUCGAGCUAUCUUGGAUAAUAUAAUGGAAGUUGAUCCUUACAUAAAUGAACAUAAGCACCAUUUGAAGGAGACUAAUCCUAGGAAAGCAAAAGAUGAAAAAUGGAUACAAGACAUGCACAACCGAUGGUUUAUUAGCUUGUUUCAUCAUAGGUUUCAGGUGCCUUUCUUUAAGUGUGCAUGGGUUGAGAAUGAGAAAGGUAUCAAAUAUGACGAUGACACCAGGUUGACUAUGGUAAACCUUAAUAGGAGAGGUUAUAGAAAGGAUGAAUUUGUUAUGGCCACUCACGUGAGUCAAGUAUUUUACAUUGAUGACCCUGAACACAAUGCCUGGUCAAUUGUGCUUCCAAUGCCGAAUAGAGUCUAUGUUCAUGGUGAUGAGUUAGAAGAUGAUGUACUUGAACACCAAUCAUUUACCAAUGGACUACCACUGGUUGAAGAAUUUAAAUAUGAAUUGGGUGAGGGAGAUACGAAGUACAUUCAAACAGAUUGCGAGGGUAUAUGGGUCACUAAUCGAAAAACAAGAGCAUAG